ACUAGGGCUAGGUUAGGGUUAGGGUUAGGGCAUCCUAUAAUAUAAAAUGCGUGCGAUCUUUUUCUGCGAUUCUCUUCGCGGACAAAUAAUAAAAGACCCACCUCUUCUUCUCGGGAGGCGAUAGGUAAAUUUGUCUGUUCUUAAACACGCCACAAUGUCAGACGGUCAUGAGACUGAUAAGAACAUUGAGAUUUGGAAAAUAAAAAAGCUUAUCAAAGCACUGGAAGCUGCUCGAGGUAAUGGCACAAGCAUGAUUUCGCUUAUCAUGCCUCCACGUGAUCAGAUUUCUCGUGUCACUAAGAUGCUUGGAGAUGAGUUUGGAACUGCGUCAAACAUUAAGAGCAGGGUCAAUCGUCAAUCUGUGCUUGGUGCUAUUACAUCUGCUCAGCAAAGGCUCAAACUUUACAACAAAGUUCCUCCCAAUGGGCUUGUGCUUUACACUGGGACAAUUGUGACUGAAGAUGGGAAGGAAAAGAAAGUGACAAUUGACUUUGAGCCUUUCAGGCCCAUAAAUGCGUCUCUUUAUCUCUGUGACAACAAAUUUCAUACAGAAGCUCUGAGCGAACUCUUGGAAUCUGAUGACAAGUUCGGCUUUAUUGUCAUGGAUGGGAAUGGGACUCUUUUCGGGACACUGAGUGGCAACACUAGAGAAGUGCUGCAUAAAUUCACUGUUGACCUUCCGAAGAAACAUGGGAGAGGAGGGCAAUCUGCUCUUCGAUUUGCUCGACUUCGAAUGGAGAAGCGCCACAACUAUGUGAGGAAGACAGCAGAACUAGCCACACAGUUCUAUAUCAAUCCUGCCACCAGCCAGCCUAAUGUUUCGGGAUUGAUACUUGCUGGAUCAGCUGACUUCAAGACUGAGCUUAGUCAAUCCGAUAUGUUUGAUCCUCGACUUCAGGCUAAAAUUCUGAACGUGGUUGAUGUUUCAUAUGGAGGGGAAAAUGGUUUUAAUCAGGCAAUUGAACUGUCAGCGGAAAUCCUUUCCAAUGUGAAAUUUAUACAGGAGAAGCGCUUGAUUGGCAAGUACUUUGAAGAGAUAAGUCAGGAUACAGGAAAAUAUGUUUUUGGUGUUGAUGACACACUGAAGGCUUUGGAGAUGGGUGCUGUUGAAACUCUAAUUGUGUGGGAAAGUUUGGAUAUUAAUAGGUACCAGUUGAAAAACUCUGCCACUGGUGAGAUUGUCAUAAAACAUUUGAAUAAGGAGCAGGAAACCAACCAGGACAACUUUAGGGAUGCAGAAACCAAAGCUGAACUGGAAGUUCAAGAUAAAAUGCCACUGCUGGAGUGGUUUGCAAAUGAGUACAAGCGGUUUGGUUGCACUCUAGAGUUUGUUACUAACAAAUCACAAGAAGGAUCCCAGUUCUGCAGAGGGUUUGGUGGGAUUGGUGGUAUCCUCCGUUACCAGCUUGAUAUGAGAACAUUUGAUGAUCUUUCUGAUGGAGAUGUUUAUGAUGAUUCUGAAUAACAAUCAGCCAACCCCACCCCAUUGCUGGUGCAGGAGAAUGGGGCUAAAGAGCCUGCACCAGCUGCGCUGCGCCGCUCUGGAAUUUGCCCAAUGCUCAGAAAACUUUGUCAAAGUUCUAAUCAAGCUACAUUUUAUCUGGAGUAUGAAAUAUGUUUUUGGCCUGGCCUGGAGUCUGAGAUGUAGCAGAGCCAACUUGGUUGAUGAGUGGAUGAGACUGCAGAUAUCUACACAGAACAUUAGCAUUAUCUAUGGUUGUGUUUUUAUGGAUAUACAUGUGCACUUUAAAGAUGUUUUAAGUGCGAUGGGUCUGCUUGUGUAAAUCGAGCUCCUGAUCGACAUCUUUCCCUCAUUUAAAAUCCUUGGAAAUUCCUUCUCAGCCCCCUUCAUCCAGAGGAAAAUACGAAAGUAGGUUUCCAUCUGGGGUUGCGAGCACUUGCUAGAAGCUGCAGAAUCUGCCGCAUCCCAACAAGUGCUGUCCUUUUCUGAGUUAAAUAAAUAGGCAAGGAAUUCUAUGGGAAAUAGUUGCCUGACCGUGAAGAGCACUUUUGUGCCCAUUAUGAGAGGACAGCUUAUCCUCCAUGGAUGCCGUUGGCAAAUCUAGUUAUUCAUUAUGGGUGUGAAAGGACUAGCAUUCUUCUCUUUCACGCGGGUCAAAAGUACCGAGCAAGGUCCAGAAGCAAAAACAAAAAGGCAAUGUAAAAGAGCCAACAGAUUCAACUCAGAUGUCAAUGUUACUCCUAUAGCUUGGCUAGAGUGUGCUGUGGUCAGCGUACUUUUCUUGUAUUUUGGUUAUGGCAGCCCGUAAGUUCACUUGUUUCCGACCUCUUAGUGGAGGAAAGGGACAUGAAAUACAAGAAAAUUCUUUUUUUGUGUAA
Molecule: messenger RNA, 2340 nt
Organism: Populus trichocarpa (black cottonwood)
Lineage: Eukaryota; Viridiplantae; Streptophyta; Magnoliopsida; Malpighiales; Salicaceae
Product: eukaryotic peptide chain release factor subunit 1-3
Exons: 4
Coding region: 155-1465 (436 amino acids)
Biological process (GO): cytoplasmic translational termination
Cellular component (GO): cytosol; translation release factor complex
Molecular function (GO): translation release factor activity, codon specific; sequence-specific mRNA binding
Source: RefSeq, a predicted model, not a curated record